Messenger RNA from Prunus dulcis (almond), 750 nucleotides. RefSeq lists its product as uncharacterized. Bases 132 to 677 code for a protein of 181 amino acids. Lineage: Eukaryota; Viridiplantae; Streptophyta; Magnoliopsida; Rosales; Rosaceae. The transcript is spliced from 5 exons. The record is from RefSeq and is a predicted model, not a curated record.
AUGAUGUUUAUAUGUAAAUCCAAAACAAAGUAAAAGUAUCCUCUCAGAGAUUUGGACUCGGAUUGCUAACUGGUGUGCGUGCUGCUUGGUGGUGAUUAUAGAUCAAUCUGACUCGGUGCCACUGGUCAAGUAUGAGUGCAACUUGGGAAAGCGAGACAGACGUAGUGAAGGAAAGAACUCGGGAAAGCGACGCAGACGUUGUGAAGGAAAGAACUCAGGAAAGAAUGAGGAAGCAAAAGGAUCACAAUCCGAAACAUGUGUUUCCUAUACUGGCAAAUCUCAACCAUUUGGAAUUAAUGGUUCAUGCAGAUUACCGUCUGGCUCUUUUUCAUUUAUCUUCUUUUCUGAAAGCAUCUCCUUUCUUGCAAAGACUUGUGUUGAAGUUGGAUUUCAUUAUAUUGUGGGAGGACUUAGGAGAAAUAAAUAAAGCUGUGAAAUGCCCUCAUCAUUCCCUCAAGGUAGUAGAAAUUGUCGGGUAUCGUGUUCGUGCAUCUUCUGUAAAGCAUAUCACGUUCUUAAUAAAGAGUGUUGUUGCGUUAGAGAAAAUUGUUAUUGAUCCUCUCCGACGUUGGGAGGCGGGUAGUGAAGAUUUCGCUGAGGAAGCGAAAGCAAGAGAGCUCGCUGUGCAACUCAUUAAAAAAAAAUUGCCUUCAACUGUUGAAUUUGUAUGCCUGUAGUGAGGCUUAAAUUAUCUCGAGAUUGGGCAAGUAUUUAUUAAGUACUAAGUUUUGAUUAACUGAUUUAUAAUGG